Messenger RNA from Cataglyphis hispanica, 4166 nucleotides. RefSeq names its product matrix metalloproteinase-14 (gene Mmp1). The coding region runs from base 776 to 2542 and encodes 588 amino acids. Gene Ontology annotation, molecular function: metalloendopeptidase activity; zinc ion binding. Lineage: Eukaryota; Metazoa; Arthropoda; Insecta; Hymenoptera; Formicidae. Gene Ontology annotation, cellular component: extracellular matrix. The transcript has 10 exons. Gene Ontology annotation, biological process: extracellular matrix organization; proteolysis; collagen catabolic process. The record is from RefSeq and is a predicted model, not a curated record.
GGCAGACAGAUUAUGAAUCAGAGUGGCGGUGGGCUUCGGUACCAGCUCCGCAUAUCCGCGCGCUUCGGUUCUUCUUUCCCUUGACGCGAAUACUUAUCGCGCACACAGUGAUCUAUCCUUACUUAUUGUCACUUUCCUUUUCUCUCUUUUUUAUUUUCCUUUUUCUUUUUUUCUUUGUCGUUCCACGAUCGUUUCAUCGAAUUCACCAGCAGAUCAUCAAAGAAAGAUCUUUGUCGAUGAAAAUCGAGCGAGGUUCAUGCGACAUAUAUAUAUAUACACGCGUACAAGCCGAAGAGUCGGAGCGACAGAACGGAAGAGCCACCGGUGGCGAACCACCAGCGAGGGAAACUCUACGAGAUCGAUAGUGUUGUGGCAACCACGUUUCAAAGCACUCUGCCAGCCAGGUACAGUUGCCGGCAGGCUGUCAGAACCACAUUGAAAACAGAUGUUUUCGCUUCGCGAAUAGAAUUGGUAAAAUCAACAACCCCCUUAAAGUCCGCGUACGCAACAGCAAGUUACCUUCAGCGAGAGAAUAGUUGAAAUCGAUUGAUUUAGAAUGAGUUCAAUCUGACAUCCCGCACUUUGCGAUUCUCAAGGUACAAGGGUGUUUCCGGAAAGCACGUGUGUAUUCGGAGUGUUUCCGGAGAAAGGGGGAUGUAAAGGAGAGAGCGACGGGGAUCAACACUGUGACACGUACAAGGGAAAACAAUCACGGUGAUACAUUUAUUAGCGGGACAAAAUUUGACGUUGGAUCGAAAGCAACGUAGUCGAAAAUAUGACGAGAUGGAGCAAGAUUGUUUCUCAGCUGUCAAGCAUCGAUGGCUACCUGACAGCGAUAGCGUUCCUCGCUUUGUACACGAGUACGGGAGCGGCGCCAAUCGAUGCCAUCAGCGAUACCACUGCUGCGAAUUAUCUGGCGCAGUACGGAUAUUUGCCGCCAAUAAAUCCGGAGAUUGGUGCCUUCUUAAGCGAAGAGAAGCUGAAAGCAGCGAUAGAAGAAUUUCAAGCUUUCGCCGGCCUUAACAUAACGGGCGAAAUAAAUGAUGAGACUGCUAAACUUAUGGCUACACCAAGAUGCGGUGUUAAAGACAAGGUUGGACCAGCUACUGACGGAAGGUCGAAGAGAUACGCUCUUCAAGGUUCCAGAUGGCGUACAAAAAAUCUAACAUACAAGAUCAGCAAGUAUCCGACCGGUCUGAACAAACAGGAAGUGGAUAAAGAGAUCGCGAAAGCGUUUGGCGUUUGGUCAGGUGAAACUGACUUAACGUUCACCCGCAAAACAGGACGCGACAACGUUCACAUCGAGAUCAGAUUCGAGGUAGGCGAGCACGGAGAUGGUGAUCCUUUCGAUGGACCUGGUGGUACCUUGGCGCACGCAUAUUUUCCUGUAUACGGUGGCGAUGCUCAUUUUGACGAUUCUGAACGAUGGACCAUCAGAAGCUAUCGCGGUACUAAUCUCUUCCAGGUCGCGGCUCACGAAUUUGGGCAUUCGCUCGGUUUGAGUCAUAGCGAUGUCAAGAGCGCUCUGAUGGCACCCUUCUACCGCGGUUAUGAUCCCCAUUUUGUUUUAGAUCAAGACGAUACCGAUGCUAUUCAGGCUUUAUAUGGGGAAAAAACUAAGAACAUACCACGAGGAACUCACGGGCCUUCACCACCUUCCGAAGAAGAUCCUGAAUUAUGUAAGGAUCCGAAAAUCGAUGCAAUGUUCAAUACUAAGGAUGGCGAGACAAUUGUGUUCAAGGGAAAACACUAUUGGAAAUUAACAGACAAUGGUGUAGCUAGUGGUUAUCCUAGACGUAUUGACAGCACGUGGAAAGAACUUCCGUCAAACAUAGACGCUGCAUUUACAUACAGGAAUGGCAAGACAUAUUUCUUCAAGGGUACGCAAUACUGGAGGUAUAUUAACGCGACUAUGGAUGGUGAUUACCCAAAGGAAAUUAGCGACGGUUUCACCGGUAUUCCCGAUCACAUCGACGCGGCUACCGUGUGGACCGGAAAUGGCAAGAUUUACUUCUACAAGGGUGCGAAAUUUUGGCGCUUUGAUCCGGCGUCGAAGCCACCAGUGAGGAGUAAUUAUCCUAAACUUAUUCAAAACUGGCAAGGCAUCCCGAAUCACAUCAACUCGGCAGUAACUUACAAAGGUUACACGUAUUUCUUCCAAGAUAACGCCUACUAUCGAUUCAACGACCGAACGUUCAGGGUGGACGAUGCUAAUCCCGCCUUCCCAAGAGCAACGGCGUAUUGGUGGUUUGGAUGCAAGUCCGCUAACAGGGGGACGCUAGGUAAUGAUCACUGGCCAUUUGCAUUUGCCAGCAAUCUGGACGUGGCUGACAGUGACACGUACAGCGAUUAUGAUAAUCUUGACAGCGUUGGCGACAUCAUCUUAGACGCAGGAGGAACCGACGAACUCGUCACGUCGCCGAAUCAGGAUAAUACGGACUCCGGGGCGUGUGAAAAUUCGUUGACUUCAUCGGAGAGGACGUCGCAACUUCUGCUCGGCAUCGCGACGGUAAUCAUCGCGAGGUUCGUCAUGACUACAUAAAAGGUAGAGACCCUAUAAUAAUUGUUAUAGGGUCUCUAAUUUUUUUUUUUUUUAGCGAAGAUACACGAAUGUUGCUCCGAAAAAUAUAUCGGUCGUGCUAAUGACGCGAUCGUUAUUAAUCGCGGCGAUUUAGAAACUUGCGCUCCCCUCCCCCCUCUCCCCGAUAAUUAGGAUAUUAAGUAGAUAGCUAGAAAAUUAUGAGCAAUGUCAUCGCCAGCUAAACCAUCAAACUGCACGCGCGCGUGGCCGCGCAUGCGCAUUGAUUGAAAAUGAUUCGCGCGGCUGUACAUAGCGCGUAUUUUAACUUGCAUACGUCUUAUAAUUGCCAGUGCAAAAUAUGUAUACGCGUAAAUAUAGAUUAUAUAUUCUAUCUUCGAAUAAUGUUUUAAUACGCAGUAAUGUGUAGCACAGGACAUUCUACACUGCCUAUUUAUUCGUGUAUCCACCAUUUGCAAAGACUUUGAGUGUUUACGGAUUUCUUGGGACUCGACAGGUCCAUUAGAUCACAUGAUGUAUAAAGGAUUACGAGAGCAUGACAAUUAAUAAUAAAAAAUAAUGAUCAGAGUCCUGACUGACAAUACUAUCGAAAAUGUUUGUUGAUUAAAAAGUGUUGUAUGAGUAUUAUAGAUUUUUCUAUUUUUAUUUGUAUUCUAAAAUAUAUUUUCUGAGCUGCGUAUAACACAUCUCAGUUGUAUUCUGUAUGCAUAUUAUUUUUUCAAUGUCUAAUCUAUUUUAUACAAAAUCUAAUCAUUUGUAUGCUCUAUCCACAUUUAUACGUAUAUGAAUAUCUAUAGUACUCAUGUCAACUACAUUAUGUUACAAUUAUGCUAGGGUAAUUAUCUUAUGUGCCUUAGAAAUAUUUUUGUAAUUUAUACAUUAGAGAGAGGAUAUGUAAAUGUCAGAUCUGUCCAAAUGCAGCUUUUUUUUUAAAUGUUGCCUCGAACCAAGCAUCUGGUUACUUGUACAUUACCAAUGUUGAUUAGGCAACAUUGUGUAAGUUCGAAGAAAACACCUGUUUUCAUAUAAUGCUUCCAUCAUAGUUUCUCCUAAUAAUAGCUUGUUUGUUUUAUGAUUUUAUAUGCAAUUAUAUAUAUAUGUAUGUAUGUAUUAUAGAGCUGAUAUGAUAAAUAAUUAAUGCAAGUUGUGUUAAAUGGAUUUCUCUGACAUUAAUGGUAUUGUGUGUGUGAGAAUUUAUAUAUAUAUAUAUAUAUAUAUAUAUAUAUAUAUAUAUAUAUAUAAAAUUCUUAUGUAUAAAGCGUUAGAUUCUCAAUCUUACAAAACGAAAGUACACUUUAAACUAUGUUUUGCGAAACAUAUAAUGUUAUCUCUCUCUUCCCUAAUAGAGAAAAAAAGAUAGUCCAAAAGAAGAUACAUGUCAAAAACUAUAACCAGUGUUAACAGAUGUUUAAAACAGAUGUUAAUAUACUUGUAUUACAUAUUUUCUUACAUUUGAAAGUGUCUUAAUAAUAAUAUUGUAAGUAUUUUGACCAGUACUUAAUUGUUAAGAAUUACUCUUAGCCUUGAGUAUAUCGUAUUAACAGAGUAAAAAAGCAAGAAAAACCUUGUAAUUUUUAUCGUUUUAUUUGUUGAAUAAAAGAAUCUCUGUAAAAGAGAUAAAAAAAAA